AUGUCGUAUAGACAGUGAUUAUAUUAUCGCUAGAGAAAAGUGAAAUUAAUUAAUGAAACAAGGCUUCACAACAUUACUCUCCCAAUUUUCAGGCAGGCCAGCUGAGGAAACAACGUGCAUUAAAGUAUUGCUGACAUAGUUGAUCAUAAACCUUAAAAUAGAACAUGCAUUGCAUUUAUAUAUGCGCGCGCCCUUUGAUUUUCAACAUCAUAACUCCAUAACUCAAUUCAACGUCAGUAGUACUUGAUCAAAUUACGCUAAUCCUCUCCUCAAACAAAGAGAUCGAUCAGAGAUAUGACGGAGAAAAAGGUUGUUCUGAUAUGCAUUGUCGUAGGACUUCUGGGGCUACUAUCAGCUGCUACUGCUUUUGUUGCAGAGUUGAAAAGAAUUAAGGGUUCUCAAGUUGAGAUUACACAAUAUCAAUGUUUAUACCCUUCGAGUCCAGCCAUUACUCUUGCUUCAACUGCAGCACUGGCUCUUUUGAUAGCUCGACUAAUUAUAACGUUUGCAACUCGGUGUGGCUGUUGCCACGGAAGUACUCAUCCUUCUAAGUCUACCUCUACCGUAGCGCGUUUUCUCUGUUUUUUUGCCUGGAUCACGUUUGUCAUUGGUUUUACUAUAUUGUUGGCUGCUGCUGCGGUUAGCAAUAAACAUGAUAUAGAAACCACGUACUCUGGAAACUACAUUGUAUAUUCUUGCCCUGUAGUGAGACAUGGAGUCUUUGCUGCUGGUGCUGUUCUGUCCCUUGUGAGUUCGAUUCUUGGUAUUAUCUAUUUCAUCUUAAUUUCUGCAAACCAAGGUGAUAUCCCAUCCGACAAUCCUAAGCAAGGUGAGCAGGGAGGGAUAGCCAUUGGAGAACCUCAGUUCCCUCAGAAGAAUAAUAAUGCUCAAGAACUUGUUUGAGCAUGAAGAAACGUCAGUUGGUGAAUUGCCUUCGUUGCUAUGAUAAAAUAAGGAUGUUGGUCUUCUUUACUUGCUGGGGAAAAUGGGACUUUCUUCAAUCUGGCAUCAGCAACAUCGUUUCAUUUGAAGUGUUAUUUUCUUAAGCUGUAUGUGUUUUGAGUAAAAAGAAAAUUGUUAAAUUUAAACUAAACUAUUAAUAGAUUCAUCCAUUAGUUCUUGGAUUUGCCAAUAACACAAUCUGAUAAACUGUUAUCUAAA
This is a messenger RNA of Juglans regia (Persian walnut), 1161 nucleotides long. RefSeq lists its product as uncharacterized. The record is from RefSeq and is a predicted model, not a curated record. Bases 295 to 903 code for a protein of 202 amino acids. The transcript has 3 exons. NCBI's taxonomy places the organism in Eukaryota, Viridiplantae, Streptophyta, Magnoliopsida, Fagales, Juglandaceae.